GGGCCAUUCACCCGUUUUUAACAUUUUAAACUCCCUGGCUCGAAACGUUAUGAAAGUCGUUAUUAUGAAAUAUUACGAACAACAUCUCAUGCGAUAAAUGUUCAAUAAAAAGAAGAUCCUUCCGAUCUUGAGGGUUUCCUGCAACGACGAUCACCCAACCUCAUAAACCAUAAACGCCCGGAAAAAAGGGGACACACAGACACCUUAAGCAAGUACAUAUGGAUGAUAUCCAACAUUCCCUACAUUCCAUACUACGGCCUACUAAUAUGUGGAGCAGGUUGCUUGUACUGAAGUACUCCGAAACAUAAAUUCGCCGACGACACUUGGUCAAGAAAAACCAACAUAAAAAACCAGUAGGUACUAAUUAGAUGUGUCCUCCAAGCCAACCUCGACUUCUCCCCCAUCGAUUCCCGCCAGAAUCUAAAUGGCCGGGAGGCUCACCCAGAAAAUACUAGGCCACAUCGGUCACCUGGGGGCCCUGCUGAACGGCGAUCCCAUGGCUCAGCAGGAUGUCAUCGUGUCUCCCGCCCGCUGGCAGGUCGAUGUCAACGAAACUUCUCUGCAUCCCAUCCCCGGCACCUACCCGCGCCUGGCCAGGCUAGCCGACGGCGGCCUGCUCUGCGUCACCACCGGAUUCCACGGCCCCGGCGGCCGCGAACACGUGCUGCAGGUGUCGCGCAGCAUCGACGGCGGAAACACGUUUGCGCCGCACGGCGAGAUCGCCCGCGGCGCCGCCGACAUCGACAACGCCUUCAUGAUUGAGGUGCCGCCCUCGCCCUCUCCCGCCACCCCCAACCCGCGAGACGGCCCCGUAGUCCUGGCCGCAUUCCGCAACCACGACCGCGACCCGGCGCAGGGCAACCGGCCCACGCACUUCCGCAUCACCGUGUGCCGCAGCGAGGACGGCGGCCGCUCCUGGAAGUACUCCUCGCAGGCGGCGGAGCACAGCGCGAACUCGAGCAACGGGUUGGGGCUUUGGGAGCCGUUCAUGCGGCUGGGCGGGCCGGACGGCAGGGAGGUGCAGCUGACGUACUCGCGCGAGCUCGCGUUCAAUAACCAGGAGACGUUCCGCGUGGACUCGCGCGACGGGGGCAGGACGUGGUCGCAGCCGCGGUGUCUGCGGUGCCACUCCCCGCACGUGAACCUGCGCGACGGCAUGCAGAGCAUCGUCAGCGUGCGCGACGUGUCGGGGCUGACGGCGGAGGGCGACCGGUUCUUCGGCGAGGCGCAGGUCGUCGUGUUCGAGACGACGCGGCGCGGGACCUUCUACAGCGUCGAGUACGCGGUCUCGUACGACCAGGGCCUGACGUGGGGGUCGCGCGGCGUCGUGUACCAGCCGCGCCACGGCCGCAACGCCGGCGCGCCGCAGAUCGAGCGGUACGGGAAGACGGGGCUCGCGGUCGUGUUCAUGACGGACGAGGAGACGGAGACGGACCCGACGUGGCCCGGCAAGGCGGCGAUCAAGGUCGUCUUCGCGACGGGCCUGAACAGGGGCAGGAUAUUCUGGAGCCAGCCGACGCUGGUCCACGCCGCGCCCGCGUCCUGGCCUAGCCUCUUCCGGAUGGGAGAGAACGAGCUCAUGGCCGUGUUCGAGACCCGCGGGAGGUCUAUUGGGAAACGCUUGCGUUAUGGUUAGCGAUUGUUUUUUGUAAAUAGAUAGAUUGGGCUAAGGAUAGGAUAAAGGCGCGUUUGGGUUGUUAUUAAUUAGAGAACAGAAUGAGACCAUCAAUGCAAGAUCCAACCCAGCAGUGGGGAGGGCCUUUUUACAAGACAGAACAAUUACUCUAAGCUAUUAAUGUAUAAAAUCUUAUAAAUACAGCGCUUUCACGGUU
This is a messenger RNA of Annulohypoxylon truncatum, 1832 nucleotides long. RefSeq names its product glycoside hydrolase family 93 protein. The coding region runs from base 425 to 1636 and encodes 403 amino acids. The transcript has a single exon. NCBI's taxonomy places the organism in Eukaryota, Fungi, Ascomycota, Sordariomycetes, Xylariales, Hypoxylaceae. The record is from RefSeq and is a predicted model, not a curated record.